AACGACGAUAGGAGCGUGUAUCAAAAACAUAAAAGAAAUAAAUUGCAUAAAAUACAAUGCACAUAAAGAGUUGUCACUGACUAAUAGGUUUUAAUAAUCGAUUUAAAUGUGAUCUAAUUGUUAACAAAUUGUCAAAAAUCAAAUCUAAUUAUUUGAAACUUUUGAUUGUUUGUAAUUAGUACAUUAAAUAUUUCUACUUAAUAAAUUUUACAUUACAAUUGGAUUUCAAAUAAACAACAAGAAAAAAGAAGAACGUAAUUAUAAUUCGUGGAAAAAUCAUAAAGCGCAAUUUCUGUGGAUUAUUCAGCUAUACGUCAUACCGUUCUAUAGUCCGAAGUAAGCUAUCCAAUUUAUUGUCUGCUUUCUUUGAUUCGUUUUAGUAUAUAUCCUAAGCUCCAUUAGUAAAGAUCGACUUAUUGGUGAUUUAUAAUCGCUCAUUGGUGACAAUUACCUUCUUUUUAUAAUAUAACUUGUGAAUAUUAGAAAAAAAAAAGAAUUUUAAUCCAAUGUUUUAAUUAAACAUUGAAUUUAAGUGUUAAAAAGAUUAAUCAUUUAUUAAUCAACAUUAUAGUUACUAUUGUUAACACAGGAAAAAGAAUGAGUGUGCUUUCUUUUAAUGAUAUUUUAUAAUAGUUUAUUAUAAUCAUAGCUGAAGUGUAAUUAUACAUAUUAUAAUUAUAUUGAUAAUUGUGUCGAUUUAUCAACAUUUCUUAUAUUCAUUUAAUAUGUUAUAUUGGUUGCCAAAAAAACGCUUAAUAAAAAGGUAACAAUAUCUUUUGUUGUACGUGCAUGAUAACAAAGGCAAAGAAUACUUAAUAGGAUUAAGAAAUAGAUAUUUUCUUGUAUAUAUUUGCUAUUAAUAUAUUAACUUAUAAGUAUAUGAAUAGACAGUUAUUCAACCAUUAUUCAACUAUUAUUCAACCAUUAUUCAACAAAGCCUUUUAAUGCAAAAGUAAGUUCACACACUUAUAAACAAUAGAAAAAGAAAGAUAAAAAAAGAGUAGCAUUCUUAAUUAUUAUUAUAAUUAUAUUAAUAUAUUUAAUUUUGCAUUAAUACAAAUUGCACAUAAUUAUACAAUGUUUUAUUGUACAAUAUUUUAUGAAUUUGAAGAUUUUAAAAUUAUAAAAUAGAGAGAUUAUGCAAUUACUUUUCCUAUUUAUAUGUAUAUUUGUGAGUCAUUUCAUUUGGACAAAUUAUCUAUAGAUCUUUUGUAAAUAAUAUCUAUCCAUAAAAUACAAGUAUAUAUACUUGAUACAUUAAUUAAUAGAACAUAACAUUCCAUAUAAAAUGUGCUUUGAUAACUUCCUGUAAUAAAUUUUGCUAACUGAAAGUAUUUUACAUCACAAAAGGACUUGUGACAGGAAUCCUUAAGCUUUGGUAGCUACUAACAAACAUGCGAUCGAGUUAUCUACUCUUAGCAGCAGUGAUACCAUUCAUCGUCCUUGAUAUUUGGUACACAGGAAUUGUAACAUAUAAGUACAUAUUAUAAAUAGAUAUGUUUAUUAUGGAUUAUGAAAGUAUCAAUCCUAACUUAUCUUAUUUUAUUUGGUAUUCUACCCAUUAUAUUUCAUUAUUCUUAUGCAGUACAAAAAAAAAUUCUUUUUCUAAAUUUUGUAUACUGGCCACUUAACACUGAUUUUUCAAAGCCAGAGUUUCUUGGCUUGAAAGGAGUUAGAAAUUUUUACUUGCAUACCGAUGAACACGUAAAAUUAGGAGUAUGGCAUAUAUUGCCACGAUCUUUAAUAAAUGAUUCAUUUGCUGCAACAAAUGAAGUUUUUGAAACUUCUUUAUAUAACAGUAGUAAACCAGUUUUUGUAUAUAUGCAUGGAAAUAGUGGAAAUAGAGCAAGUAGCCAUAGAUUAGAACUUUAUAAACUUUUCCAAGACUUGGAUUAUCAUAUUGUGUGCUUUGACUAUAGAAGUUAUGGAGAUAGCGACAAAGCAGAACUUUCAGAAACAGGUAUUGUUAAUGAUAGUAAAUAUAUUAUUGAAUGGGUAAUGGCUAAAGUUAAUGGCACUGCACCUGUUUUUAUUUGGGGACAUUCUUUGGGUACUGGAGUGUCCACGCAUGCAUUAGCAUUAUUAGCUGCUAAAGGUACAAUACCUACGGGUUUGAUACUUGAAUCACCUUUCAAUAAUAUUAUUGAUGAAAUAAGCGAACAUCCAUUUGCACAGAUAUUUAAACACUUACCAUGGUUCCAUUGGCUAGUUGUAGAACCUUUCUAUCACAAUGGUUUACGAUUUGAAUCAGACAAACACAUUGGAAAUGUUACUUGUCCUAUCAUGAUAUUACAUGCUGAAGAUGAUAAUAUUAUACCAUUGUACUUGGGUGAAAAAUUAUAUCAAGCAGGAUUGAAUUAUCAUAAAAAUGAAACAAAUUUAAUUGAAAUGAUUAGAAUAGAUGCAUUAUAUGGACUUGGACAUAAAUAUAUUUGUCGAUAUAAAAUAUUACCAAACAUAAUUGAGUCGUUUGUAAUAAAAUUACAAAAAAACAAGACUGAAGAAAAUACUUAAUCUGUCUAUAGUAUUAUUAUGCAACUAUGUUUCCAAUAGAAAUUUGAUGGUAUUUUAUACACUUAUAAAAGAGUAUAUUACAAAAUGAAUGCUAUAUAAUUAAUUUAAAAAAAUAUAUUAAUAACAUUAUGCUCUAAAACAUUCUAUUUACAAAAUACUCAUUUACACGAAUAUAAUUACGAGAACAGAAAAUUGAUUAUAUUGGUGUUAAUUUUAUAAUAAAAUAUCGAAACAUAGAAUUUCAAAAACAAUACAUUUAUUUUUAUAUGUAUUGCAAUGAAAAUAACUUUCUUGUAUUGAUGUGAGUUUGCUGUACAGUUUCUCAGGUUAUUAAAAAAAAACAAAUGUAUCAUUAAAUUACAAACAGAAUUAAUAAUGUAGUAGUUACGUAAUUUACUAGUAUAAAUUACUUUCUGUAUUAUUUUUAAUUUUAUUCAUUGAGUAAUAAGAAUUUGUUUUGAAAAAUAUAAGCAUGAACUGAGUGUAUUUGAUUCUUAUGGUAUAUAUUUGUGAUAAACAUCGUCAUGUGUUUAUAAUGUAAUUGUAAAAUAUAAAUGUAAAGGUUAUACAAAAUAAAUUUCA
Messenger RNA from Vespula vulgaris, 3096 nucleotides. Its product is annotated as lysophosphatidylserine lipase ABHD12. The record is from RefSeq and is a predicted model, not a curated record. Gene Ontology annotation, cellular component: endoplasmic reticulum membrane. The transcript has 10 exons. Gene Ontology annotation, molecular function: phosphatidylcholine lysophospholipase A1 activity; monoacylglycerol lipase activity. Gene Ontology annotation, biological process: monoacylglycerol catabolic process; phosphatidylserine catabolic process. NCBI's taxonomy places the organism in Eukaryota, Metazoa, Arthropoda, Insecta, Hymenoptera, Vespidae. Bases 1513 to 2514 code for a protein of 333 amino acids.